Messenger RNA from Chelonoidis abingdonii (Abingdon island giant tortoise), 1423 nucleotides. RefSeq names its product P2Y purinoceptor 4-like. Gene Ontology annotation, biological process: G protein-coupled receptor signaling pathway. Gene Ontology annotation, molecular function: G protein-coupled receptor activity. Lineage: Eukaryota; Metazoa; Chordata; Testudines; Testudinidae. The record is from RefSeq and is a predicted model, not a curated record. Gene Ontology annotation, cellular component: plasma membrane.
UGUCCCCUGCAGACUGAUCCUUUUCUAAGUGGUACAAUUCCACGUGCUUGAAUUGCUUGGAGGAAGAAGUUGGCUGCCUCGAGGCUCUGUUGUCUCUGCAAGCCCUGUAGACACCGCAGAGGGAGAUGGCCAGGAGCUCACAAGCCCAAAGGUGCUUUUGAAAACAACUACGCAAACUGUUUCCUGGAACACUGCAUCAUCCCCUUUUUUGCUGACUGAAAUGCCCUAGGCUGCUGCAGUGUCAUUGCUGAACUGUCUCUUCCUCCUGAGAGUCACGUAGGCCUCUUCCGUCCCAUCAGCUGUGCCUCUAUCUGCAAGCUUGAAUUAAUUUGUAUCCAUGUGGCUUCCGGCUGGGAACGCUGCAGCUCAGCUGGUGAAGUACAGCUACUCUCUCUGAGAAGGGUGGUCAGCCAAAGUAUGGAGGCUUCUUCCCAAGUCUUUAGAGCCACCAGCUUUCAUCCUGUCAUGAACGCCAGCACAGAGUGCAAGCCACAGGUGCUGCCCCGUGUCAUCCCCAUCCUGCUGAGCAUUCUCUUCUUGGCCUGCCUCGUUCUGAACAGCACUAGUCUGUGGAUAUUCUGGUUCCAUAUCAAGCAGUGGAAUUCUAGCGUGAUCCUCCAAUUCAACCUAGUCUUAACGGAUGUCCUUCUUAUUCCCAUUGUGCCGCUGAUUGUUGCCUAUUUCAGCCUGGACAACAACUGGCUAUUUGGUCAGUUCCUCUGCCAGCUCAAAAUCUUCAUCCUCAGCACCCACUUGUAUGGCAGCAUCUACUUCCUGACGCUCAUCAGCAUUCACAGGUACCUUGCUGUCGUUCACUACAGCUCCAGGAGCCUUUGGAAGAAGAAGUCCUUCCUGAAGAAGCUCAGCUUGUUCAUAUGGUUUCUCCUAAGCAUCCAAGGGCUGCCCUUGUUCAUCGUCCUCAAGACUUCAUCAAUCAAUGGCUCUGUGAAAUGCAUGAGUAUCCAUCAGUCAGAGUUCUCUUCUGUUUACUUGUACUACAAUAUCUUCCUAGUGACGGUCAACUUCCUGCUCCCCUUUGGUAUCUCCUUGACUUGCUAUGCCUUGCUGGGAGCUACCAUUGCUAAAAUGAACAGUACGAGCCUCCGGGGCAGGGUGAUGAAAACGAAGUCCUUACAGAUGAUAAUGGUGUCCCUGGCUAUCUUUGUCAUCUGCUUUGUGCCACUGCAUGUGAGCAGGACCAUAGGAGUGAUUGUAAAGUAUUACAACCUGUCCUGUGAGCGCCUGCACCAGGUGGAAAUUGUGUAUUAUGUCUCUUGGCUUUUCACCAUGGUGAACUGCUGUCUCAAUCCCUUGAUCUACAGCUUCGCUAGUGAGAAGUUUAAUGAGUCCUUCUCAAAAUCCCUGAGAAAAUUCCGGCUCUUGAAGUGAAUUGGCAGGAUUCAGGGCCCAUGCUAGCACUUCC